AUGCAAAUUUUAGCUCACGAGGCGAUGACGGUGGGCGUGGGCUCGGUGAAGAGCUCGAGCGCCUGCUCGCUGCAAAGCUCCGACUCUGGGGAGGAGAUCGUCAUCCAGACCGAGGAGGAUGUGCUGGCAAAAGCGAUUAAAGUGCGUAACGUGUUCCUGAUCGGCGCCCUCCUUCCCGGCGUCGGCUGCUACUUCUGCGUCGCCUGGACGUACAUUUUCCAAUUCCAAGAAAACAUUAUGGAGUUUCAAUCGAUCGGAAAUUGCAAUGGCACGCAUAGUUAUAUUCCCCCAAUCUCCUACACGAUCGGCGUCUGGUCCCCGCAGAGGUAUAUCUGGAUGUUCAUCGUCAUCGCCCACUUUCCGGCAAGGUUCCUCUUUGUUGUGCUCUACCGCCGCGUCUUCCUCGGCAACUCCCCGCGACACUUCAGCUAUCGUUGGGUGCUGAACUGCUUCAUGGUGACGAUGAUCCUCGAGCCGGUCGGACUUGUCUCGGUUACUGUGCUGGAUAUUAACCUUUUUGUGCUGCACUGCGUCUCAUACGCCGUGUGGCUGAUCCCGUUCAACUUCAACAUGCUCUUCAGCGUCCUGCUCCACCAUUUCAGCAGGGUGCGGAAAAGCAAUGCUAUGCACGAGCGGACCUGGCGCCUGAAGCUGAUUCUGUUCAUCACCGGAAUGAUCGUCUCCUUGUCCACCGCCGUCACCUAUCCGUAUUUUAUGGCGACGUGCAAUGAAUACGCCUACUACGCAUUUUCGAUGGCCGAGUACUCGCUGGUCACCUACAACUCGAUGUUCUACUUCUUGGCUUAUUUUGAGUUUCCGGAGAUGAAGAUCACAUUCGGCGUAAAAGAGCUGCACACCGUCCAGCGCAUCAAAGUCCACCCCCAGCGCAUCAUCGAGGAGCGCCAAUUCCGCAAAAACCAAAAGCUGCUCGUGCUCGCCGACAAGCUCGACAAAUUC
This is a messenger RNA of Mesorhabditis spiculigera, 957 nucleotides long. NCBI's taxonomy places the organism in Eukaryota, Metazoa, Nematoda, Chromadorea, Rhabditida, Rhabditidae. The record is from the annotation of a GenBank genome assembly.